Messenger RNA from Solea solea (common sole), 3216 nucleotides. RefSeq names its product tumor necrosis factor receptor superfamily member 14-like. Gene Ontology annotation, cellular component: external side of plasma membrane. The transcript has 4 exons. The coding region runs from base 391 to 867 and encodes 158 amino acids. The record is from RefSeq and is a predicted model, not a curated record. NCBI's taxonomy places the organism in Eukaryota, Metazoa, Chordata, Actinopteri, Pleuronectiformes, Soleidae. Gene Ontology annotation, biological process: positive regulation of T cell migration; defense response to Gram-negative bacterium; negative regulation of alpha-beta T cell proliferation. Gene Ontology annotation, molecular function: protein binding; transferase activity.
UCAAGCAUAGAUGUCAUCACCCACUCAGUAGAGGGUUUUUUAUGUGGUAGUGGAGUUUGGCCAUGAGUGUGAGAGUGGAUGGCUGUUUGACUCUAUGUGAUGAACUGACGACCUGUGUAGGAUAAAGUGGUAGAAGAUGGAUGGAUGAUGGAUGGAUGGAUAGAUGGACGGACACCAGUGUGAUUGGCAGCUGUAUCCUCCAAUAAGAGCCUGGUGGCAGUUGACGUCUGUGGAUUAAACACUUCACAAUGGGAGUUGAUUUGGCAACAGUAGCUAUAACAAGCUAAAGAGCUUAUUUUGGUCUGGUCAUCCUCGGGGUAUCCUCUUCUUCCUUUUUCCUUGAACACCUCGCCUCUUGUCGUCAGUCAUGUCAACAUUUCUGAUCAAGAGAUGGGGAAAAAAACUUGCACUGUUCUCCACAGCUCUAUGAUCAGUGUCUGCAGAGGAAGUUCAGCUUGUAUUCCAUCAUAUUACCAGGCGGGAACUGAGUGCUGUCCGAAGUGUUCACCUGGAGAGUAUGUAAGAGCAGACUGUUCGGAUGAAUCCAGCACUAAGUGUAAUCCCUGUGAAGACGGAACCUUCAACGAUGUUUUCAGUGGACUCAAACGUUGCUUGAACUGCACAAGCUGUGCUCCAGGAACAGCGUUGACAGACACAGUUUGCGCUGACUGCAGUGCCGGGACAUUUUCAGAUGGGACGUUCACCACUUGUCGGCCGCACACGCAUCUACAAACACCUGUGGCUGGAGUCACCGUGGACGCUGGAGUCACCGUGGACGCUGGAGUCACCGUGGGCGCUGGAGUCACCGUUGAUGCCAAAGUUGCAGUAAUAUUUGUGAUUGCUGUCUUGCAGCAGGUUUUAAACUGACGGACAAAACAUUUUUCACAAAGACUUUUGUGAAAAAGCCACAGUGAUAAUACUUUACACACAGUCAAGGUGGCAUUUCAGGGCAGCUGAUGUUUUUUAUUCAUCAUCUCCUCAAACAAAAGUACGAACAAAACACUUUCUCACAGAACCAAUCUGAUGGCAUAAACAUAAAAGAAUAUAGACAAAUACAGUGCUUAAAAAAAUGUAUUAGGCCACCACCCAAAAGCCACAGCUGCCCUAAAUUAGCAGCACUUGUAAUUAUCAAAAUAACCUUUUAUGUUUCCGUUUUCCUACUUUUAAUGCUAAAACGUAAUCAUUGUUACCCAUGGACUUUAAAAUGUACUGUUUCACAAAUAACAACCCAGAAGAAAUAGUAUUUCUUGAUUAAGGCGUCAAAUGAGUUAUUUGCUUCAGAUCCUGAAGAGAAAAAUGAGUUUUACUGUUUGAAUGUUAUAAUCUCACAGAGAAGAAGGCCCAGUGAGCCGUCUCAAAACAAAAAGGUUUCCUGUUUUCCUUUCACAGUCCACUCUUUCACUUCCUUUAUCCUGAAAAUGAUAGCUAAUGCUGACCACACCAAGCCUCAAACACUUUCACUUACAGUAUCAUUGUCCAAUAGUCUAAUAUUACCAUGGUGUAUGUGCAAAAUGUGCAUGUUCACACUUCCUUAUUUAACCAUUAAAAAUCUCACUGUUUUAAGUUUGUGCUGACACCUAAAACAACAACAAAGUGACUUCAACUUCUACCAAAAGAAGAUUAAGAUGUGUGAAGACUGUAGGCCGGACAAAAGUUCUACCUAAAAGUUAAAGUUUUAAAGGGGAAAACAAAAAAAACAGAAAGUGUCAAGCAGGACCAAAAGUGUUCAAAAUAGUAAUAACAAAGAAACAGCGGAAGAAAAUGAAGCCUAAAUAUGGGAAGGAAAAACUGUCCCCUCAUGGACUGAUCUAUUUUAUAAGGACUUUUUGGAAAACAAUCCUGAAACAGGUGCAGUAUGUGGACCCACAUGCAGCACAAUACAGCGCAGGACAGUUAGGAACAGUCUUUAUUAGAACCACAGCAUGUGAAGGCACUCGUUGACAGAGCUCACCAGACAGUCUAUGGAACAGGCAGACAGAAACCUGAGACACUGCUGAGGCAGAACUGUGGUCGCAGACAGAAGGCUGAGGUUCAGGGUUCAGGGUUCAGGGUUCAAAAGUCAAUCCAGAAACAAACACUGGAGAGUCUUGCAUGAGGACUAAGAACAAUGUGGCAAAGUAGUGAGUGAGGAGCUGGAGAAUACAGGGAGGACUGCAGGAGAUGAGGAGCAGCUGUGAUCACAGGUGAGUGGUGUUGGCUUGAUGAGGAGGUGUGUCUUGGCAGAUAGAGUGGGGAGGAGUCAGGUGAGUAGAAAACUGUGACAAACCCACGCUCACUCACACUCAUAUUCAAAUAUCAGCACGUUAAGAAGAGUCACAGCCGUAAACAGAAUUGUCAAUUUUGUCUGUGUCUCAGCACAAUGUUCAUUUGAUGGAUGCAAAGCUGAGAAAACAAGAACCGAAAUCAGCAGAUUUGGGGAAGUUACACAGCACAAAAAUGAAAGAAGAUGUAGACCAGCGAAGGGCUCCACAAUGACAUAAAGCUUGAGCUCACGUUGACUUAAAAAGUCAUGCGUCAUCAACAAAUAGAUCCUUUUGCUAAUUCAUUUACACACAGACACUGGAAUAAAGAUUUUGGCUGCAACACAUCUAUCUUGAUGCCACAGGUCAUGUGGUAGAGAAAAUACCUGAACUAAACAAACAAGUAUUGUACUAUGCUCUAGUUUUGCCCCUUUGACCCCUCUCAGUAGUCGCUGACUCGCUCUUCUCGUGACAGGCCUGCGUUUGAGCUGUGGUUUGGUCAAACACUCCAUCCUGCAGAAGAAAAAGUACCUGAGACCAUGCAGAGUUCAUUUCUAAAAUGUUUUCCUCAUCAGAGAGAAGAUAUUUACUGUAGAGCACAUUGACCGACAUGAUCUGCCAGUGCAGAGCCUGGAUGAGAAACGAGAUAGCUCUGCUGGUCACUCCAAGUCCAGAUCAAAUGGAUUUCAGUCCAACUCAAAACCAAAACCCAAAUGUCUACAUUCAAGAUUCAAGAUUCUUUAUUGUUAUUAUGCAAGCAUAACAACAUUUCCUCCUGAGACUCUCAGCACACAUUAAAAUGUCAUAAAUAGAUAAAAGCACUUAUAGAACAAUAAAAAAGUAGCGUUGCCCGGGUGGGUGGGGUCUGUUGCUAUCCGUCUGGCCCUCCUCUGGAGUCGUGCGGUGUAAACAGAGUCCAGAUCAGGUAGACGGCGGCCCACAAUCCCCUGUGCAGUUCUCACCACCCGGACUAAGU